CCCUCACGGACUUCGCGGGAGCGCGCCUCAAAGUCCAUGAGUCCGUAAGGGCGGACAUUGGGAUUUGGCCGUUCUCUUCAGCCGUUAGUUGUGACUGGGAAGUUUAGUAAUCCUCAAACUCGCGCGAGCUAAAUCCGUGAAUCGACCGUUAGCCCACCACAGGUCUUUUGUGACUUCGUUACGGGAUCGUUACGGGAUCGUUACUGGCGGUUUAGCGGGCUAAUACAGGAAGAGGAAGAGGUCGGCUGAGGACAAUAUGUUCACCGCUGUGGUCUGCGGAGCUGCGGCGUUUCCGGGGCUUUUCUACGGCUUCAGGGUAUUCCUACGACGCUCUUUCACAGGCUGGAGUGAGGCCGACGUGGUGCGUGUCAGCGAGAGGCUGGUGUCUUCCAUACACGCAUGUUUGGCGACUGCAGCUGGAGUCACAGUUGUAACAUCCUGCAGAGAUGUGAUGACCGACAGUCACUGGCUGGUCAAUGCCUUCGUCUCGUUCGGAGCUCCCUACAUGGUCUACGACGUCUACGCCAUGUAUCUGAGCCACUACCACACUCACAGGGUCACAGGACACUCUCUUCAGACCCUGAAGGCCUUCCUCAUGAAGGACUGGAUGAUGGUCCUCCAUCACCUGGCGCUGGUGCUCAUCUUCCUGCCCAUCACUCUGUUUUUCAGGAGAGGGCUGGGAGAUUUCUUCAUCGGCUGCUUUUUCACCACAGAGUUCAGCACUCCUUUCGUCUCCAUAGCAAGGAUUCUCAUCCAGCUGGGCCUUGAUGACACCCAUCUGCACAGAAUCAACGGCGUCCUCGUCCUCCUGAGCUUCUUCACGUGUCGGAUCCUGAUCUUCCCCUACAUGUACUGGAUGUACGGCCGGCAGUUCGGGGUUCCCCUCCACAGGGUGGCCUUCCACCUGCCGCUGCACUGCAACCUGGGUAACCUGGUGAUCCUGGCUCCUCAGGUGAACUGGUUCAUCAUGCUGCUGAGGAAGGCCAACAGACUGUACCUGAGACAGAACAGAGGGACGGGAGACAAAGACAGGCCGAAGACACACUGACCCAUUCAUACAACGACCUGGUUCACAAAGAGACCAAAGAAACGACCGCAGCUAGUGAGAGAACAGGUAGUAAUGUGUGGGGAACUGUUAUUUAGAGGAUCAUUUUAAUGUUUUAUCAGAAAAAAAUGGCAACAAUUUUAGUAAUAAAGUAGUUUCAGAUUAAAGUUAAACUAUUCUGAGAAACUUGUAAUAUUUUUCAAUCAAAAUUAAAUUCUAUUCAUUCUUGAAAUUUAACUUUUUUCUGAGAAACUUAACUUUAUUUUUGCAAUUUUGACAAUAAACCAAAUAUCCUCAAACUCUUUAAAAUGUUUAACUUUAUUCUCAGAUAAUUCCUCCACUGUGGCUCUAAUAUAUAUACAGAAAUGCACUACAUCAUUAUGCGAUUUGUUUUCAGCUGUUGCUUUGUAACAAAACUUUAAAGCUUUUACUAAUUGCAGAGAAUGUUUUUUUUGUACCAAUAAAACUCUUUUUACUCGUC
Molecule: messenger RNA, 1526 nt
Organism: Anarrhichthys ocellatus (wolf-eel)
Lineage: Eukaryota; Metazoa; Chordata; Actinopteri; Perciformes; Anarhichadidae
Product: TLC domain-containing protein 3A
Exons: 5
Coding region: 257-1048 (263 amino acids)
Biological process (GO): lipid homeostasis
Cellular component (GO): endoplasmic reticulum; membrane
Source: RefSeq, a predicted model, not a curated record